Haliotis rufescens (red abalone) is the source of this 1425-nucleotide messenger RNA. Its product is annotated as chemotaxis regulatory protein ChePep-like. NCBI's taxonomy places the organism in Eukaryota, Metazoa, Mollusca, Gastropoda, Lepetellida, Haliotidae. The record is from RefSeq and is a predicted model, not a curated record. Bases 1 to 1425 code for a protein of 474 amino acids. The transcript has 4 exons.
AUGAGACACCGUGUGGGGAACGCACAGGAGACACCACGUGAUGAAGAGAACUUACAGGAGACACCAUGUGAUGAGGGGAACGCACAGGAGACACCACGUGAUGAAGGGAACUUACAGGAGACACCACGUGAUGAAGGGAACUUACAGGAGACACUACGUGAUGAGGGGAACGUACAGGAGACACCACGUGAUGAAGGGAACUUACAGGAGACACCACGUGAUGAAGGGAACUUACAGGAGACACUACGUGACGAGGGGAACGUACAGGAGACACCACGUGAUGAAGGGAACUUACAGGAGACACCACGUGAUGAAGGGAACUUACAGGAGACACUACGUGAUGAGGGGAACGUACAGGAGACACCACGUGAUGAAGGGAACUUACAGGAGACACCACGUGAUGAAGGGAACUUACAGGAGACACUACGUGACGAGGGGAACGUACAGGAGACACCACGUGAUGAAGGGAACUUACAGGAGACACCACGUGAUGAAGGGAACUUACAGGAGACACUACGUGAUGAGGGGAACGGGAACGCACAGGAGACACCACGUGAUGAAGAGAACUUACAGGAGACACCAUGUGAUGAGGGGAACGCACAGGAGACACCACGUGAUGAAGGGAACUUACAGGAGACACCACGUGAUGAAGGGAACUUACAGGAGACACUACGUGAUGAGGGGAACGUACAGGAGACACCACGUGAUGAAGGGAACUUACAGGAGACACCACGUGAUGAAGGGAACUUACAGGAGACACUACGUGACGAGGGGAACGUACAGGAGACACCACGUGAUGAAGGGAACUUACAGGAGACACCACGUGAUGAAGGGAACUUACAGGAGACACUACGUGAUGAGGGGAACGUACAGGAGACACCACGUGAUGAAGGGAACUUACAGGAGACACCACGUGAUGAAGGGAACUUACAGGAGACACUACGUGACGAGGGGAACGUACAGGAGACACCACGUGAUGAAGGGAACUUACAGGAGACACCACGUGAUGAAGGGAACUUACAGGAGACACUACGUGAUGAAGGGAACUUACAGGAGACACUACGUGAUGAGGGGAACGAGACACCACGUGAUGAAGAGAACUUACAGGAGACACCAUGUGAUGAGGGGAACGCACAGGAGACACCACGUGAUGAAGGGAACUUACAGGAGACACCACGUGAUGAAGGGAACUUACAGGAGACACUACGUGAUGAGGGGAACGUACAGGAGACACCACGUGAUGAAGGGAACUUACAGGAGACACCACGUGAUGAAGGGAACUUACAGGAGACACUACGUGACGAGGGGAACGUACAGGAGACACUACGUGAUGAGGGGAACGUACAGGAGACACUACGUGAUGAGGGGAACGUACAGGAGACACUACGUGAUGAAGGGAACUUACAGGAGACACCACAUGGUUAG